AUGAGUACUUCGGUUUCAACCGUUGAAGCAAGUUCUUCAUCCCCUACGGAUCAUCAUCAAGAUCAUAAUUCUUUAAAGCAGCAAGAGGAACAUCCAACUUCAUCUCCUCCUGAUGCAUCGACUCAUACCAACAAUAUGUCAACUUCGGUUGAUACUGAAGAUCAAACCACCUUCUCAGAUACUCGCUUGUCUGUGAGUGGUGAGGCUUCUCAAUUAGAUGUUAAUCUAGAUUUUACUCCUCAUCAGGGAGAUGUUAGUGCCACCACCGCCACCACCAUCACAACAGAAACAUCGUCAAAUGCCACUAAUCAAGUGAAGGAAUUCUUUGAAAAGAAAGAUCCAGUCGUAUUCAUCAAUGAACGUGAUGUCAUUAAAGAAUACAAGAUGAAUGUCAAGUGUGCAGCCAAUGUCCGUGCUUUGGAUCCAACUCCCAUUCUCAAGACUCAAACUGUGGAAGUUGGAAAAGACGCUCAAAACCAUCCAAUCCGAAGACGUGCUGAUUUUAAAGAUUAUUUGGUCGAUGGAAUGAUCGAUAAGGAGGGAGAUGCCAAACAAAUUUACACUGCCUACGAUGCUUUUAGAUUGGCAGCUGAGAAAUACCCAAAUAGAGAAUGUUUGGGUGUCAUUACCGAGGUGACAGAUUCUCAAACUGGAAAGAAGUCUCUAGGAAUGAAAUUUGAAACCUUCUCUCAAGUGAAAGAAAAGACUUUGGAUUUGGGAUCUGCUUUGAGAAAUUUGGGUCUUGCUCCUCAUUAUCACGUUGGUAUUUAUUCAAAGAAUCGUCCUGAAUGGCAAAUUACUUCUGAGGCUUGUCACACACAAUCACUAGUGACUAUUGCUCUUUAUGAUACAUUGGGAGAAGAGUCUUCAGUCUACAUUAUGAAUCAUGGUGAAGUCGUUGCCUUGUUUGUCAGUGGUGAUGAUGUCUUUUCCAAAAAUGUCUUGAAGUGGGUCAAUCAAUGUGAAUAUUUGAAAUUUGUCAUCUUGUUCAAAAAUCAUGAAAAUCCAAACUAUGACCAAGACGUUCAAAAGUGGAAAGAAGAAUUCAAAACCAAGACCAAAGACUCUGUUAAAUUAUUCACCUUCGAAGAGGCCUUGCAAUUGGGAAGUGGUGAAAAACGUGUUCCUCCUACUCCUCCUCGUUCCGUUGACAUUGCUACCAUCAUGUACACUUCAGGUACGACAGGAAUGCCAAAAGGUGUCAUGCUCACACAUCUCAACAUUGUUUCCACAGUUGCAGGUGUUCACUGUAACCUCAUGAGAAUCAAUGAGACGGAUCGUGUCGUGAGUUAUUUACCAUUGGCUCACAUUUUAGAAAGAGUUGCUGAAAUGGCCUUCUUACAAGUGGGUGGCAGUAUUGGUUAUUGGCGUGGUGAUGUGAAAAAACUCAAAGAUGAUAUUGGUAUUAUUCAACCUACCUUGUUACCUGCUGUUCCUCGUGUGUUGGAUCGUCUCUACGAUGGAAUUAAUGAUCAAAUCAAACAAAAGAAGAAGAUUGCUCAAAUGAUCUUCAAUAAGGCAUAUUCUCAAAAGUUGAAAUAUAUGCAACAACACGGUGUUGAAGUCAAGACUCCAAUUUUGGAUGCUCUGGUCUUCAAGAAAGUGAAACAAGCGGUUGGAGGUCGACUUCGUGGAAUUCUUUCAGGAGGUGCACCUUUGAGAAAGGAAGUUCAACAAUUUAUUUCUGUAGUGUUUGGAUGUCCUGUUGUUCAAGGUUAUGGAUUGACUGAAACAUGUGCUGGAUCUACCAUUCAAAUUCCAUACGAUUUUUCUACUGGUCAUGGAGGUUGUUUGUUACCAUGUUUGGAAAUCAAACUUGUAGAUGUUCCAGAAAUGAACUAUUCCAACAAGGAUAACAAUUCUGGAGAAAUUUGUAUUCGUGGUCCAAAUAUUUCACUUGGCUAUUACAAGGAAGAAGAAAAAACUCGUGAAGUCUAUGACGAAGAUGGUUGGUUCCACACUGGUGACAUUGGUCGAUGGAAUCCAACAGGAACACUUUCGAUUGUUGACAGAAAGAAGAAUAUUUUCAAACUUGCUCAAGGUGAAUAUGUAGCAGCUGAAAACAUUGAAGGCAAACUAAGCAAAGCUAAUUAUGUCUCACGUAUUUGGAUCUAUGGAGAUUCCUACAAGACCUUCCUCGUCGGUGUCGUUGCUGUGAACGGUCUCAAAUUACUCGAUUGGGCCAUCACCAAUGGAAAAGUCUCUCAUCAAGGAGCUGUCUCUGCCAUGUCUGAACAAGAUCAAUUACAAAACUUGGAGAAGUUAUGUGCCGAUCCAGAAAUCAACAAAAUGAUUCUCAAAGAAUUGGAACGUGUUGGAAAGGAAUGUAAAUUAUUAGGAUUUGAAAUGGUGAAGGCUAUCAAAUUGAUUCCUCGAGACUUUGAGUUUUAUCCUGGAUGUACCACACCCAAGUUGAGUUUGGUGAGAAACAAGUUGAGAGAUACAUUCCAGAAGGAUAUUGAUGAAAUGUAUGAAAAGACUAAGGUGAAUUAA
Messenger RNA from Naegleria lovaniensis, 2493 nucleotides. RefSeq lists its product as uncharacterized. The record is from RefSeq and is a predicted model, not a curated record. Gene Ontology annotation, cellular component: membrane; endoplasmic reticulum. Lineage: Eukaryota; Heterolobosea; Eutetramitea; Acrasida; Naegleriidae. Bases 1 to 2493 code for a protein of 830 amino acids. The transcript has 3 exons. Gene Ontology annotation, molecular function: long-chain fatty acid-CoA ligase activity.